AUGGCCCCCUCAACAAACGGCACUGCCGUCAAUGGCAACCGGACAGUGCCUGUCUCAAAUGGCAAGCCCACCUACGCCGAAAAGCACAAGCUGCCGGAGCAUUUUAUCGGUGGUAACAAACUAGAAAAUGCUCCUCCCUCCAAAGUAAAGGACUUUGUCGCAGCACACGACGGACACACCGUAAUCACAAACAUUUUAAUCGCCAACAACGGUAUUGCUGCCGUCAAGGAAAUCCGAUCAGUACGAAAAUGGGCGUACGAAACAUUCGGCGACGAGAGGGCCAUCCAAUUCACAGUGAUGGCAACACCAGAAGAUCUUGCGGCCAACGCGGAUUACAUCCGAAUGGCUGACCACUACGUGGAAGUUCCUGGUGGCACAAAUAACCACAACUACGCGAACGUGGAGUUAAUUGUGGACGUUGCUGAACGGAUGAACGUCCACGCUGUGUGGGCCGGAUGGGGUCACGCUUCCGAAAACCCUAAACUUCCCGAGUCUCUCGCGGCGUCGCCGAAGAAGAUCGUCUUCAUUGGUCCCCCGGGAUCUGCGAUGCGCUCUCUUGGUGACAAGAUCUCUUCUACUAUUGUCGCACAACACGCCCGAGUACCGUGUAUCCCGUGGUCCGGUACUGGUGUCGACCAGGUUCAGGUGGACGGCAAGGGAAUCGUCACAGUCGCGGACGACGUAUACAUGAAGGGAUGCGUUAACUCCUGGGAAGAGGGUCUAGAAAAGGCCAAGGAGAUCGGAUUCCCUGUCAUGAUUAAGGCUUCCGAAGGUGGUGGUGGUAAGGGUAUCCGAAAAGCUAUGUCUGAGGAGGGUUUCGAGCAAUUAUAUAAAGCCGCUGCGAACGAAAUUCCCGGCUCGCCCAUCUUCAUCAUGAAGUUGGCGGGCAAUGCCCGACAUUUGGAAGUACAAUUACUUGCUGAUCAGUACGGUAACAAUGUUUCGCUUUUUGGCAGAGAUUGUUCCGUUCAGCGAAGACACCAAAAGAUUAUUGAGGAGGCUCCCGUCACAAUUGCUAAGUCGCCGACAUUCAAGGGCAUGGAAGAGGCUGCCGUUCGUCUCGGACGUCUUGUGGGUUACGUUUCCGCUGGUACGGUUGAAUAUCUGUAUUCGCACGAAGACGACAAGUUUUACUUCUUGGAGUUGAACCCUCGUCUGCAGGUCGAGCAUCCUACCACGGAAAUGGUUAGCGGUGUUAACCUGCCGGUUGCCCAAUUACAAGUUGCUAUGGGUAUUCCCCUUCACCGAAUUAGCGACAUUCGGUUGCUCUACGGUGUUGACCCUAAGCUGGCCACCGAGAUCGACUUCGAAUUCAAGAACUCUGAGAGCGACAAGACUCAGCGACGACCGCAGCCCCGUGGUCACUGCACAGCUUGCCGAAUCACAUCAGAAGACCCUGGUGAGGGUUUCAAGCCUUCUAACGGUGUGAUGCACGACUUGAACUUCAGGAGUAGCGCAAAUGUCUGGGGUUACUUCUCAGUCAGUACCGCUUCCAGUAUCCACAGUUUCUCGGACAGUCAAUUUGGUCACAUCUUCGCGUACGGAGAAAGCCGAGCUGCCUCUCGGAAAAACAUGGUCGUUGCAUUGAAAGAAUUGAGCAUCCGUGGUGACUUUAGAACCACCGUUGAGUACCUGAUUAAGCUUCUUGAGACGGAAGCUUUUGAAGAGAACACCAUCACAACUGGUUGGCUUGACGAGCUCAUUUCUAACAAGCUGACCGCCGAGCGCCCGGAUCCUAUGCUCGCGGUUGUUUGUGGUGCUACCACCAAGGCCCAUAUUGCCAGCGAGGGUGUCAUUGCUGAAUACCGCUCUGGUCUGGAGAGGGGUCAAGUCCCUUCUAAGGACAUCCUGAAGACGGUGUUCCCGAUCGAUUUCAUUUAUGAAGGCCAUCGGUACAAAUUCACUGCCACCCGUGCAGCUAUCGACAGCUACCAUCUCUUCAUCAACGGCUCAAAAGUUUCGGUUGGCGUUCGUGCGUUGAGUGACGGUGGUUUGCUCAUUCUUCUAGACGGCCGAAGCCACAGCGUCUACUGGAAGGAGGAAGUUGGUGCCACUCGUGUCUCUGUUGAUAGCAAGACGUGCCUCCUAGAGCAGGAGAACGACCCCACUCAACUGCGCACGCCCAGUCCUGGUAAGCUUGUCAAGUACACCGUUGAGAACGGCGAACACGUCAGAGCCGGCCAAACAUUUGCGGAGGUCGAAGUCAUGAAGAUGUUCAUGCCUUUGGUAGCCCAGGAGGAUGGUAUUGUGCAGUUGAUUAAGCAGCCUGGCGUCACCAUUGAGGCUGGUGAUAUUCUUGGCAUACUCGCCCUCGAUGACCCGUCCCGUGUCAAGCAAGCCCAAGCCUUCCUUGGGCAGCUCCCCGAAUUUGGACCUCCUCAAGUUACGGGUAACAAGCCUGCGCAGAGAUUCGACUUGUCAUUAAAUAUCCUUAAGAACAUUCUCUUAGGAUACGACAAUUCCGUUAUCAUGCAACAGACCUUGAAGGAGAUAGUCGAAGUCCUGCGAAACCCCGAACUUCCAUUCAGCGAAUGGGCAGCUCACCACGCUGCUCUCCAUUCUAGAAUGCCUCAUAAGCUGGACACCCAACUGACACAGGUGGUAGACCGAGCUAAAGCUCGAUCUUCUGAAUUCCCUGCCAAGACAUUGUCAAGAACAGUCACGAAAUUCCUCGACGAUAAUACUACUCCCAGCGAAGCUGACGCUCUGCGAGCAACGAUUGCGCCUCUGCUCGAAGUUCUCGACAACUACGCCGACGGCCAGAAGGUUCACGAGCUAAAUGUCAUCGGAAGUCUACUACAAAUGUACGCUGACAUUGAGGGCCGCUUCUCGGGCCGUCGUAGCCAGGACGAGGAGGUAAUCCUCAAGCUUCGUGAAGAGAACAGGGAGGACAUCCUUAAGGUUAUCCAGGUUGUCUUGUCUCACAGCCGAGUCGGCUCGAAGAACCACCUAAUCCUUGCUCUUCUGGAAGAGUACCGCCCCAACAAGCCCAACGUCGGCAAUGUUGCCAAGUACCUGAGGCCGGUUUUGCGGAAGCUAACAGAAUUGGAGUCGCGUCAGACGGCUAAGGUGUCUCUGAAGGCUCGAGAAAUUCUGAUUCAGUGCGCAUUGCCGUCUCUAGAGGAGCGAACAGCUCAGAUGGAACAUAUCUUGCGCUCUUCCGUUGUCGAAAACAAGUACGGCGAGACUGGCUGGGAGCACAGAGAGCCUAACCUUGAUGUCAUCAAGGAGGUUGUCGAUUCUAAGUACACUGUCAUCGACGUGUUGUCAACCUUCUUUGCGCACGAAGACCCUUGGGUUAACGCCGCUGCUCUCGAGGUAUAUGUCCGCCGAGCCUAUCGUGCAUACGACUUCAAGAAGGUUGAGUACCACGACGACGAGACUGAUUCGGUUCCUCUGUUCCUCUCUUGGGACUUCUCUUUCCGCAAGGUUGGGCAGACUGAAUUCUCCCUUCCCCUCCAGUCCGGCAACCCUUCCGUUCCUGGUACUCCCACACCGGAAGCCAGCGGCUUUAACCGGAUCAGCUCCGUUAGUGACAUGUCUUAUCUAAACCGCCGCACUGAAGAGGAGCCUACCCGCCGUGGUGUCGUUGUUCCUUGCCGAUACCUAGACGACGCCGACGAAAUGCUCCAGAAGGCCCUGGAAGUACUACCGACUAAGAAGCGCUCUGGACUUAUCCCUGACCUUAGCGGGAAGCGUAAAUCGUUUGUUCCCAAGCACAUCGAGGAUGAGUUGACCAACAUUAUCAGCGUGGUCGUCCGUGACGUAGAGUCCUACGAUGACCAAAACAUCCUCGAGCGUAUUGGUAGCAUAAUCGACCCAUUGAAGCAUGAGCUCGUCAACCACCGGGUCCGUCGUGUUACCUUCGUUUGUGGUCACAACGAUGGUGCCUACCCCGGAUAUUACACUUUCCGUGCGCCUGACUUCAUUGAAGACAGCAGUAUCCGUCACGUUGAGCCCGCCUUGGCCUUCCAGCUGGAACUUGCCCGUCUUGCCAAAUUCAAGAUCUCCCCGGUCUUCACGGAGAACAAGAACAUCCACGUUUACGAGGCUGUUGGCAAAGGUGUUGACACCGACAAGCGUUACUUCACACGCGCCGUCAUCCGACCCGGUCGCCUACGGGAUGACAUCCCAACUGCGGAGUAUCUUGUCUCUGAGGCUGACCGUGUAAUCAACGACAUCUUCGAUGCUCUCGAGAUCAUUGGAAACAAUAACUCGGAUUUGAACCACAUGUUCCUCAACUUCACCCCGGUCUUCCAGCUGAAGCCCCAAGAAGUCGAGCAGUCUCUCCAGGGAUUUUUGGACCGAUUCGGUCCUCGUGCUUGGCGACUACGUGUCUCACAAGUUGAGAUCCGUAUCAUCUGCACGGACGCGGCCACCGGGAUGCCAUACCCUCUACGUGUUAUCAUCACCAACACCUCCGGAUAUGUUAUCCAGGUUGAGAUCUACGUAGAAAGGAAAUCCGAAAAGGGUGAGAUGGUGUUCUACUCGAUCGGUGGUACCACCAAGAUCGGAUCGAUGCACCUGUUACCCGUCUGCUCGCCGUACCCUACCAAGAACUGGCUGCAGCCCAAGCGUUACAAGGCCCACUUAAUGGGUACUCAGUACGUGUACGAUUUCCCCGAGCUCUUCCGCCAGGCUGUGGAGAAUACCUGGACGAGAGUUACCAAAGCGCACCCGUCCUUAUCCGAUAAGAAGCCUGCUCAGGGCGAAUGCAUUGAUUACAGCGAACUCGUCCUCGAUGACCGUGAUAGGUUGAUUGAAGUUUCCCGUGAGCCUGGUACUAACACGUGCGGUAUGGUCGGAUGGGUCAUCAAUGCUCGCACACCUGAAUACCCUUCGGGACGUAAGUUCAUCAUUGUCGCCAACGACAUCACCUACAAGAUUGGUUCCUUCGGUCCUAAGGAGGACCACUUCUUCAACAAGUGCACGGAAUUGGCUCGUAGCAUGGGUAUCCCUCGUAUCUACCUCUCAGCCAACUCUGGUGCUCGACUUGGUCUUGCCGAGGAGCUGAUCCCGCACUUCAAGGUCGCUUGGAAUGACCCCGAGAGGCAAGAGUCUGGCUUCAAGUACAUUUACUUGGAUGCGGAAACCAAGAAACGAUUCGAGGACGGUGCCAAGCGCGAUGUUAUCACCGAGGAGAUUACCGAAAACGGUGAGACGCGCCACAAGAUUGUCGCCAUUGUUGGUGCCGAAGACGGCCUUGGUGUUGAAUGCUUGAGGGGUUCUGGUCUUAUCGCUGGUGCCACCAGCCGAGCCUAUAAUGACAUCUUCACUGUUACGCUCAUUACGUGUCGAUCUAUCGGUAUUGGUGCCUACCUUGUCCGACUUGGCCAACGUGCCGUCCAGAUUGAGGGUCAACCUAUCAUCCUUACUGGUGCCCAGGCUCUUAACAACCUUCUUGGUCGUGAAGUGUACACCUCUAACCUCCAGCUUGGUGGUACCCAGAUCAUGUACCGCAAUGGUGUGUCCCACUUGACUGCUAACGAUGAUUUUGCCGGUGUCUCCAAGAUCGUUGAGUGGCUUUCUUUCGUCCCCGCUCAACGUAACUUGCCCGUACCUAUUUCACCUAGCCUCGACACCUGGGAUCGUGAGGUCAUCUACACGCCGCCCAACAAGCAGCCUCACGAUGUUAGAUGGCUCAUUGGUGGUAAGCAGGAUGAGGACGGCUUCCAGUCUGGUCUCUUCGACAAGGACUCUUUCGUCGAGACUCUCGGUGGUUGGGCCCGUACCGUUGUCGUUGGUCGUGCUCGUCUUGGUGGUAUCCCAAUGGGUGUCAUCGCCGUCGAGACUCGCACUGUUGAGAACAUUACUCCUGCUGACCCCGCCAACCCUGACUCCGUUGAGCAAGUCUCCAACGAAGCCGGUGGUGUUUGGUACCCCAACUCUGCGUUCAAGACCGCCCAAGCCAUCAACGACUUCAACUAUGGUGAGCAGCUUCCUCUAAUGAUCCUUGCGAACUGGCGAGGUUUCUCUGGUGGUCAACGAGAUAUGUACAACGAAGUAUUGAAGUACGGUUCAUACAUCGUUGAUGCCCUCGUCAAGUUCGAGCAGCCCAUCUUCGUAUAUAUCCCACCUUUCGGCGAGCUCCGUGGUGGUUCAUGGGUCGUGGUCGACCCGACCAUCAAUCCCACUGCUAUGGAAAUGUACGCCGAUGCUGAGGCCCGUGCCGGUGUCCUAGAACCGGAGGGUAUCAUCGGUAUCAAGUACAGGAAGGAGAAGCAAUUAGAGACCAUGGCUCGCCUAGACCCUGUUUACGCCUCGCUCAAGAAACAAUUUGUCGACACCAACCUGUCCAAGGAGGAGCAUGCAGAGGUCAAGGAGAGAAUGGUGGAACGCGAGAAGCAAUUGUUGCCAAUCUACGCGCAAAUCAGCAUACAGUUCGCCGACUUGCACGACCGCGCUGGUCGUAUGAAGGCCAAGGGCACCAUCCGUGAAAUUCUAGAGUGGAAGGAUACUCGUCGCUUCUUCUACUGGCGUGUGCGCAGACGUCUCAACGAAGAGCACAUCCUCAAGCGCAUGGCUGCUGCUACGGCCUCGCCCAAGACUACCGACACGACCAGCACCGCCGCAGCCGCAGAACACCGCCAGCACCAUCUCCGCCUACUUGCCGCUUGGUCUGGUGUCGUUAACUUUGACCGUAGCGAUAAGGAGGUAGUAACCUGGUACGAGGAGAACGCGAAGACAAUUGAAGCCAAGAUUGAGCAAAUCAGGUCCGACGCCGUUUCGCGCGAACUAUCUGAUCUCCUAAGAGCAGAUAAGUCCUCAACCCUUAAGGGUCUAAAGGAUAUGCUGCACAUGAUGCCCGUUGGCGAACGGGAAGAGAUCCUUAAAUACCUAAAAUAG
This is a messenger RNA of Hypoxylon trugodes, 6846 nucleotides long. RefSeq names its product acetyl-CoA carboxylase. The transcript has 4 exons. The coding region runs from base 1 to 6846 and encodes 2281 amino acids. Lineage: Eukaryota; Fungi; Ascomycota; Sordariomycetes; Xylariales; Hypoxylaceae. The record is from RefSeq and is a predicted model, not a curated record. Gene Ontology annotation, biological process: fatty acid biosynthetic process. Gene Ontology annotation, molecular function: metal ion binding; ATP binding; acetyl-CoA carboxylase activity.